CGCGCUUGUAAACAAGACAACAUGGCGGCGACUGUGACGGCGGCGGCGGCGGCAGCGCUCAGCCUCCUGCAGCGUCGCCGAACGGGUCUGGCCGCGGUGGCGACCGCCGCUUCGUCUUCCUUCUCCUCCUCGCCGUCCGCCUCGUCCUCGUCGUCGUCUUCUUGCUCUCCCUCGCGGCCUCUGAGGGGCUUCGCGGCCUUGCCGUUCUCGGCCGCGAGAGGCUACAGUUCUGAGGCGAAAGCGGGCGGCGAGGAGGAGCUGCGGGUGCGCUACUUGGACGACGAGCACAAAGGAAUUGUAGUACUUGGACUAAACAGAGCACAUGCAAAAAAUGCACUUAAUAAAAACCUUGUAAAAAUGAUGUCAAAAGUUAUGGAAGCUUUGAAAAGUGACAAAAAAGUACGGACGGUUAUAUUCCGAAGUGAAGUUCCUGGGGUGUUUUGUGCUGGUGCUGACCUUAAAGAAAGAGUCAAAAUGCACUCUAGUGAAGUAAGCUCUUUUGUCUCAAAAGCAAGGGCAACUAUUAAUGAAAUGGCUAACCUUCCAGUACCAACUAUUGCUGCAAUAGAUGGCAUUGCAUUAGGUGGCGGCCUAGAAUUAGCUUUAGCCUGUGACAUAAGAGUGGCAGCUACUUCUGCAAAAAUGGGUCUCGUUGAAACGAAGUUAGCUAUCAUUCCUGGUGCAGGAGGGACGCAAAGGCUACCACGUACAAUUGGAGUGUCUUUGGCAAAAGAACUGAUCUUUUCUGCACGUGUAGUUGAUGGUGAAGAAGCAAAAUCAAUAGGAUUGGUCAGCCACGCCGUGGAACAGAAUGACGCAGGAGAUGCUGCUUAUAGAAAGGCGUUAUCUCUGGCAAGAGAAUUUUUACCUCAGGGACCAGUAGCAAUGAGAGUUGCAAAACUGGCCAUCAAUCAAGGAAUGGAGGUGGAUCUGCUAACCGGUUUAGCAAUUGAGGAAGCUUGUUAUGCUCAGACUAUUCCAACAAAAGACAGAAUUGAAGGUCUUCUUGCUUUUAAAGAAAAAAGACCCCCUCGCUACAAGGGAGAAUAGAAAAAACAACAACACAUACGCCUUUAGAAAAACAAAUGAAAUACACAUGCUACAGGAAAGACUUUUCAGCUGGUUUCUUUUUUUGCCUCAGAACCUGGAAUAUCGCAACCAAGAAAGUAACCGUUAACCACCCAUACUUUGAUCUAUAAUGUAUUCAGAUGCAUAUUUACCCUUAAAAGUUUCUCAAAACUUCUGUGUGUAUUUUCGAGGUCAUUGAGUUAUACAGCACUUUAUUCCAUAUCUUUGAAUUGCAUUCCUUAUCGGGUAAAUAUGUUGAAUGCCUAAUGCAGACAAAGCUUAAGAGAACACCAGAUGUACAAGUCUUCUGCUGUUGGAACAAAAAAAAUAAAAUUCUGCACACCCAAACAUGUGAAAUGGACUGCAUAAAGUUUCUAAAUGAAUCUUUCGAUCACAAAUACCAUGCUUGUUCUCUACUUGAAUGUAUAGAGUUAGCUGAAUUGAUGAGGAAAAGCAACUGGGUGAUCAGCUGUUCAUAUAUUCUGUUGGUAUAUGAAAUCCAUUUGGAAACUUUAUUGUGGUGUUGCACAGUUGUAAAAGGGUGAUUUGCUAUAUUAAUACCAUUGUGCUAAAGUUCAGCUUUAGUCCAGUUUUAAUAAUAAAAUAGACUGAACUUAGAUUUCCUCUCAGAGCUUAUUUGAGUGCAACACGACAUAGGUCAUGAACUGUGGUAUUUUCACACCUGAUGCCGAAUGCACCUUGGAGCUACUUUUUGGCUAGUAGUGUGCAUGCAUGAAUAUUGUCAAUGUAGAAUAAAGAGCCUCAUAGAAUAAUGUUAAAAUGUUUGUAAGGACUGUCUUAUACACACACAAAAAUCACGACCACCAUUAUAGCCUGAUAGUAAACAUGUCUACUCUAAAGUUGUCACCAGAAGGUUUGCAUAGCGCCAUAGCUAAGUGUCUUGUGGAAGCACAUUUCAAUUGAUGUUCUACGUGAAAUAAGCUAAGGGGAAAAUGGAAAAUGUGAAAAGCAGUUCUUUUGCAGCAUUGUGGAAAUCAUUUCUACAUUUGGGGUUCUGUUCAACUAAGUCCUACUCAGAAUAGACCCAUUGCAAAUCAUUAAUCUUUAAACUUAUUCAUGUCCAUUAACUGGUGGGAAAGUUGGCCCAUUUCCUGAGAUAAUCAGAACCCACACUAUUUGGUAAAUAUGAGAAUUGGACAGGAAUGGCAUAUUCAUUGGAAACGUUUCCUUUAAAAAUGUAUAUCAUUAAACCCUAUUUAAUGUU
Messenger RNA from Lacerta agilis (Sand lizard), 2293 nucleotides. It is a transcript of the gene AUH, whose product is annotated as AU RNA binding methylglutaconyl-CoA hydratase. Gene Ontology annotation, cellular component: mitochondrion. Bases 22 to 1050 code for a protein of 342 amino acids. NCBI's taxonomy places the organism in Eukaryota, Metazoa, Chordata, Lepidosauria, Squamata, Lacertidae. The transcript is spliced from 10 exons. Gene Ontology annotation, molecular function: enoyl-CoA hydratase activity. Gene Ontology annotation, biological process: fatty acid beta-oxidation. The record is from RefSeq and is a predicted model, not a curated record.